Penicillium vulpinum is the source of this 228-nucleotide messenger RNA. RefSeq lists its product as uncharacterized. The transcript has 4 exons. The record is from RefSeq and is a predicted model, not a curated record. NCBI's taxonomy places the organism in Eukaryota, Fungi, Ascomycota, Eurotiomycetes, Eurotiales, Aspergillaceae. Bases 1 to 228 code for a protein of 75 amino acids.
AUGUGUAAAGCAGUGCCUAUACUGCGAUUACGAGGUUUUACUUCUAGUAAAUCUGGUGGUGGUGCUACCCUCCGCAAGUAUAUCAAGAACUAUAUACAGAAGGAUUCUCUCCGCCACUAUUCAGCCCAGAUUUAUAUUGGCCUUCUUGUCUCUGAUAGUAGCUCUGGUCGUGCUAAGACAUCGAGUGUUAAGAUUUCCUCGACCCGACCUAGCCGCGCCGGUACCUAG